This is a messenger RNA of Camellia sinensis, 2047 nucleotides long. RefSeq lists its product as uncharacterized. NCBI's taxonomy places the organism in Eukaryota, Viridiplantae, Streptophyta, Magnoliopsida, Ericales, Theaceae. The record is from RefSeq and is a predicted model, not a curated record.
GCUGAAUUCCAAGAUCUGCACGCACCCACACGCAUUCACCAAUUUAAAUGACCCACAAACCCUAGCUUUUUUCCCAUUGCUCUCCUUCUCAUUGGCUCUUCCUCAAUGUAGUGUAUGUAGCAUAUUCAUUCCUCUACAGAGCAAGAUGAGAGAGAAAGAGUGGGAAAGUUAGAGCGAGAAAGCUCAAAACAAAAAUACCCCAAAAGCAAAAGUAGUGAUGAGAGAGAGAUAAAGGCAGCAGAACCAAUUAGGGUUCAUUCGGAAAGUUUGUGCAUUUAGAAAGGUAACCAUUCUUUGUUCUCUCUUCACAAAUCACUAAUCGUCUAUAAGUUUUAAGCUCUGGGUUUUGGGUUUUGAAAUGGGUUGAGUUGAAUCAUCUGUGAAUCUUUUUGUUGUUUCGUCCAAUUUGGUGGAUUGAAGAUGAAGCUGCUUUUGUGUGGUGGUUUUGUGGCUUGAAUUUAGGGUCUUUAGUGGGAUUGUGUACUUGGGUUCUGGGUGGUUUUUAAUUUCCUUUUUUGCUUUUUGGUUCUAUUUGUAGUUCACUUUUGUGGGUGAUUCUUCUUUUGGGAAUCUAGGGUUUUGUUUUUGGUGGAUUGUGAUUAGCAAUUGGGAAUUCGAUAUGAGAGACUUUGAUGUUGUAUGGGAGGGUGAUUGAGCUUGAAUCUGUAUAGGGCACAAAUUCUAGAGUUUUGUGACGGUAAAGUGUGUGAACUUUUGGAUUCUUCACCAGUUGGAGGUUUUUCAGAGUCUCAUAAGGCGGAGGUUUGACGCAAAUGUUAAAAACUGAAGCUUUGGUUGAUUUUUAAAAUUUUAUUGGAUUUAAAUCCUGUGGAAUUUUUGGGUAUUUGAAAAUCUUGGUGUGUUUAUGAUUAGUUAGCUUUUAAGGAAAUAAGAGUGGAAAUGGCGGCGGAAUCGAACACGGGUUUUCGCCAUGGGGGAACUUUUGGCUCUCCUUUUAGUCGGCAUGCUAUAUCUUUUCAGUCAGGUGCUAUAAACAGCACAUCUGAUAUGAUCCCGAUGGCGAAUUAUUACGGGAUAAAUAGUACAGCAGGCAUGGUGUUUUCUGGAAAUUCCAGCAUCAUUAACAAUAAUCCAGGAAUGACUCAAGCUGGGAGUUCUUCUGGUUCUUUUCUUCUCGAUUCUGUGCCAGGGCUCAAGCAUGACGCUGAUAUGGCUGCAGAGUGGUCUGUUGAAGAACAACAAAGGUUGGAGGAAGGACUUGACAAAUAUGCUGCCGAACCCAGUAUAAUGAAGUAUAUUAAGAUUGCAGCUAUGUUGAAUGAUAAAGAUGUACGUGCCGUGGCUCUGAGGUGUAGGUGGAUGACGAGAAAAAAAAGGAAAUGUGACGACCAAAAUUUGGGGAAGAAAGUGAAAGACAGGAAGGAUAAAUUGGUGGCAUCAUCCUCCAAGAUAAAUAUAUCUUCAGCUUCACUAUUGAAUAUGGCUCCGUAUUCUUUGAUCCCGAACCAUUUGGACCAUAAUGAACACAUGCAUUUUGAAGCAUUAUGUGGCCCAACAAGACAUCUGUUGGAGCAAAAUAAUCGAGUUCUUAGUCAAAUUUCUGCGAAUCUUUCUAUACUGAAGUUAGAUGAUAACAUCGAUCUCUUUUUUCGCGCAAGGAACAACAUAGCUGUCAUACUAAAAGACAUGAGAGAGAUGCCUGGCAUAAUGAGGCGGAUGCCACCACUGCCUGAAACAAUAAAUGAGGAACUUGCAAAUAGUAUAUUUCCUAGUACAUCUCAGCAGGCAAUGAUGUUCGGCUCAUCAAGUGGAGUCCACUUGAAACAGGAGCCCCGAUGUUGAUGGCAUGCUCAAUCCUUGAGGUUGAGUUUGAUUUAUCUUUGUAUGUGUAAGUACAAAACAAUUUUCUGCUGUAAAUGCGUAAGACAGAUUAUAGGAGCUCUCUUUCUUCCACUUUGUGUACAAGCAUACUCAUCACACAUAUUGGGUCCUGUGAUGAGAAAAAAUUUGUAGAGAUACAUCCCAUUUUUGGAAACUGAAAUGUUUACCUCUCCCGAUAUUAUAAUAAUAACAAUAAUUGCAUAGA